Molecule: messenger RNA, 4494 nt
Organism: Opisthorchis viverrini
Lineage: Eukaryota; Metazoa; Platyhelminthes; Trematoda; Opisthorchiida; Opisthorchiidae
Exons: 27
Coding region: 32-4312 (1426 amino acids)
Biological process (GO): protein sumoylation
Cellular component (GO): cytoplasm; SUMO activating enzyme complex
Molecular function (GO): SUMO activating enzyme activity
Source: RefSeq, a predicted model, not a curated record
CCGCCAACGAUGCGUGCUUGGCGAUGUGGCAAUGCGGAAAUUAUCCCGUUCCAAAGUAUUUUUAUGCGGACUUGAUGCAGUCGGUGUGGAAAUUGCGAAAAAUCUCGUCCUUGGUGGAAUCGAGGAGCUGACAAUCCAGGACAAUGCCAGAUGCACAGUUGCAGAUAUGGGCGUACAGUUUUUCAUUCGACAAGCAGAUGUCGACAGCGGCAAGACCAGAGCCGAGGCUAGUCUCCCUCAUCUGGUUGCCCUCAACCCAUAUGUCAGAGUUUCACUGGAAACGAACGAAGUGACUUCGAUCACCGCUCCCUUGGCCAGUGAAGUAAACUUACAAUUGUUGAAACCGCUGUGGAACCCUGAUGAGGAGAAAACAACCAAAGUUGAGUGCCUGAUCGUAACACAGUGUUCACUUCAUGCUGCCACCCUACUGAACAUUUUCUGUCGGAAACACUCCAUCCGGUUCAUCUAUACCAAUGUCUACGGAGUUUUGGGAAACCUGUUUUGUGAUUUCGGCCCUCAGUUCAACGUCUAUGACCCGGAUGGUGAGCCCCCAAAGGAAUUUUUCAUUGGUCAUAUGGGGAAGCUCAAUUCAACACAGCUCUUGAUCAAGGUUUUUGGGGACAGACGGCAUUAUCUGGAAACCGGGAAUGUGAUACAAUUCCGCGAUCUGGAAGGAAUGACCGAGCUCAACGGACAAGUCUUCCCUGUUCAAGCUGUAGCACCCUUCCGGUGCCUAGCUGCCAUGCCACCCGAAGGAAGCAGGAGGGCUGGGGUACUUCCAGGUAGCCCAAGCCUAGACAGGGCAAGUCAAGAGGUAGAGGUCGGGUUCGAACUACGAAACUUCCGGUCAGUAAAUUCGCGCUCUAACCACUUGGGCCAUCUUGUGAUGUGGAUUUAUAGGUAUAUUUGCCCCGGGACAGAAGGGGGACUGUUCAAAUGGGAGUGGCGCAAACUUAUUGACCGGAAGGUUCGAAACUCGAACCCGAUUCCUGCAUCUCGGAUGCUCCGGGCACUAUGUCACCUGUCGUGCUUCCUUCGAGUGGCAUGGCAGCUAUACAUCGAAAUGGUGUUACAGCUAAGGGAUUAUUUUAUCUCUCCUUCUGAGCUGGUCAUUUACACCGUAACUGAACAUCUGUCCGGCUACACUGGAGGUGGAAUCGCAUGCCAGGUGAUCCAACCACAGAUGCAGUCCUUUGAAACGCUGCUGGAGCAGUUACGGAAGCCGAAGAUCACAGUAGCUGACCUUUCUCGUCCACCAGAGGAAAGUAUACUGUUACAUCUGGUGUUCCUCAGUCUGAUGAAAUUCCAGCACGAAGAAGGACGACUUCCGGAACCCUGGAACGACAGCGAUUUGAAUCUAUUCUCGGAGAAAUUUCACGCGUUGAAUGAACUGUCACCGCUGAAAAUUGACCAACCGUCGAACAUGGAAUUUGUUCGUCGCCUGGCCAAGGUCUCACAAGGUCAGCUUGCCCCUUUGUGUGCGUUUUUCGGCGGAGUUGCAGCGCAAGAAGCGAUGAAGGCGCUUACCGGGUCUUUCACACCGCUCAACCAGUGGCUUUACAUGCACUGUGAAUCCGUCAUACCCUCAACCUCAGUGUCCACAAGAACAAACACGGAUCUGCAUUCGCGCUACGGACCGCUGGCCAUCUGCAUCGGGUCUGAAAACCUUCAGCGGCUGAAAAAUUUGAGUGCGUUUAUGGUUGGCUGUGGUGCGAUCGGGUGUGAGUUGCUCAAAAACCUAGCAUUACUUGGCGUGGCAACUGGUGGCGGGGCAGCUACGUCGCAGACACAACCAAUGCUCGAUUCCGAAACUCAGCAGAUCGGCGUUGAUCGGAAGGUGGACACAUGUCAGCUACAUUCACCCCUUCCAAGCUGUCAGUCGAACCAAGGUGAUGUGACACCUAGUGGGCAGUUCACACCAUCCUGCAAGCCUUCCACAACACAAACUCUGAGAUCAACCAGUCUGAAUCAUCAUGUACCCGAUGGAUCGACCGUGUUAGAUGACCGUCAGGCUGGAGUUUCGGUCACAGAAAUUCCCGUGGCAAAUGAUCUAGUUCGAACUGGCAGGAGUGGGGUUUUGAUAGACGAGGCAACCGAGGCGCAAGUGGCCAACAUUGAACCAAUCUCUCCUGCAGUCAGUUCCACAUCCCAUCGACCAGACCCGCGUACUGCUUCGGCUGAAGUGUGUGUAAAACGGCCCAAAGCUGAUUCUAAAGAAGGCGCAACUUCUCAUGCGAGUCAGACCCUGGCGGAAUCCACCAAAUCUUUCCCGCCAUCCGGCGUUGAAACACAAGUCCAAACCGCCUCCGAUCCAAGUUCAACUUCGCGAGCAAAUGUCAAUGUGUCAUCGCGGCAGGCAGAUCCUCGCCCUCUACUUCUCAUCACCGAUCCGGACCACAUCGAAAAAUCUAACCUUAAUAGGCAAUUUUUAUUCCAUUCGAAACACAUCGGGCUCUCAAAAAGUGCAGUGGCUGCAGAAGCUGCGCGCCAAAUGAAUUCGGCAAUGCGCAUCACCUCGAUGGAAGAGAAAGUAUGGCCGGCGAAUGAGAAGACCCUGUUCACCGAUGAGUUUCUGCUCAACCUACUAAGCCCUAAAGGCCACGAAUCUACUGAGCCUCCUGCUCCCAGUGGUAUAGUCCUUGCCGCCUUGGAUUGUGUUCCUAGCCGACGUUACCUGGACACACGGUGCGUUUCUCUUCAUCUUCCGCUGUUGGAAAGUGGAACUCUGGGCACGAAAGGUCACGUACAGGUCAUUCUGCCUGGUCUCACGGAAUCCUACAACAGUCAACGGGAUGACGACGGUGGUCCAGACAGUGCGGAAUCGAUCCCUUACUGUACGCUUAAGUCAUUUCCCACACUGUCCAUCCACUGUGUUGAGUGGGCUCGUGAAAAGUUCGCAAGUCAAUUUACCCUCAAACCAGAACGACUAUCCCAAUUGUUAACCGUCCUGGACCGAAGCAGACCCGGUCGUCAGUUGUCUGUGUUAUGCGCCAAUUUGCUCCGAAUCCCCACUGCCAACUCGGAUCAGCUGUUCGACGAAGCUGAACGCGAAAUCAAAGCCAGAUGGUUGUCUGGUCAGCUGACUUGUAGUUUGGCUAGUUUCCUUGCCUCGCGACCGAUCGAUUGGCAUGGUUGUGUUCGCUUGGCAAGAGACAAAUUUGAGCGAUACUUCAAUCAUAAGGCACGUCAACUGCUCCAUUCGUUUCCACCGGAAACCAGACUUGCGGACGGAACUCCGUUCUGGCAAUUGCCAAAGCGCCAACCGACUCCUGUCGAAUUUCGUGCAACUGAUCCCCUGCAUCAGAAAUUCCUCAUGAGCUAUUCUCGUCUUCUGGCGGAUCAGCUGGCAAUCCCUCCUCCAGCGGACGUUGAUUUUAACAGCUCGAACACUGAACAUCUGGCCAGGCACCUGGACCGUUGUCUGCAAGGCCAUACUCCACCCGUAUUUGUCCCGUCGGCCAAACGAAUCGCUACCGACGAGGAUGAAACUUCCGAAGCCUCUGUGAACAACCAGAAUGCGGAAGCGACCACAGGUGACGACCCCCUAAACUUGGACGAGCACACGAUCCGAGCGCUUCGCACGACUUUGACAGCACUGCAGGAUGCCAUGAAACUACGGUCCAUAUAUGCUUGCCAUUCUGUGGCUUUUGAGAAGGACGAUGAUCGCUUGGCACACGUGGAUUUUAUCGCUUCGGCUGCAAAUCUCCGAGCUGUCAUGUACGGUCUGCCAGUCACUCCUCGUCAUGAGGUGCGCCGCAUAGCCGGACGCAUCGUUCCAGCAAUCGCCACCACCACGGCUGCCGUGGCAGGACUUGUUUGUGUGGAAUUGGUCAAGUACGCCUGCCGCACGUCAACGUCAGACAGUUCGCAGACACACGCAGCACGCAACAGUUUCCUCAAUCUGGCCUUGCCAGUGAUUAUCCUCAGCGAACCUGCGCCGUGUCCGAGAAUCCCACUGCCAAAUCAAUCCGAAUUCACUUUGUGGGAUCGCUGGACUGUCGACCCGUCGAAACCACUAGCUGUAUACACUUUGGAGGAUUUUGUGUUGGAUUUGAAGAAACAACACGCCUUGGAGGCCACGUUUAUCACUCAGGGCAAUCGAAUGGUCUAUAUAAGCUAUCUGCCUGGACAUCAGUCUCGAUUGAGCAAGCGAUUCACUACUCUCCUCGAUUUGGACGCAGGAGAUAGUUAUGUGGAUCUUUCGAUUGCUUACGAUGCCGGCGUCGACGCUCCAGCCAAUGCGGACUACAUCCACGGCCCACCCGUUCGUUUCCUACUCAAGGCAACACGUGGCACUGAAUUGCCUUCAUGACGCCUUCAACCUGCCUCCAGUAAUCACUUGGCUGUCUCACAAACUCAUCCGCAGAUGUGCUUUCAGGUAUCCUCCAACCUGGACCAGAUUUCCAGUCAAUUUCUUCGUGGCAGUCUUCUCUUCAUCUGUAACUUCACACUUAGUACCUAUUUGCUACCGCCUGAAGUAAAGACGUACUGAAG